This is a messenger RNA of Tricharina praecox, 808 nucleotides long. RefSeq lists its product as uncharacterized. The record is from RefSeq and is a predicted model, not a curated record. The transcript has 8 exons. NCBI's taxonomy places the organism in Eukaryota, Fungi, Ascomycota, Pezizomycetes, Pezizales, Pyronemataceae. Bases 286 to 555 code for a protein of 89 amino acids. Gene Ontology annotation, molecular function: protein binding.
UGCAUAGCCGUCGGCAGGUCACGAAACGGACAAGAUGGUUAACGAGAACGAGAGCUUAACAGGUCCUUCAUAAAGCACACCAAGAUCCCUUUCUUUUACAUUGAAGCCACUUAACGAAACCGAUCUGCUUAUUCUUGCCCGUUGACCUACUCCUUUUACUAGUUAUCGCCUUAGAAUUAGCAUCAUCUAUCUCAAAAACCAGCCCCGUUGGCUUCAGCUGCGCAACAAUGCUCACCCGAAUCGGAGAAGGAUAAGGCGGAGGAGGAGCGACGGGCCCGAGCUGCAAUGAGCAUACAGAGACACUAUCGUGGGCAUAAAGAACGACGAGAGAUGAAUGGCAUGUGUCUGACGCCAGAUCAGCGUUGGACUGAGGCAGUGGCAGAUGCUCGUUGGCGGACGACUGCAGACGUCCCUUCCCAUGGCAGUGAGACCGAGCAGAAACCGGGGAAGUUCAACACGACGACCCGGACCACGAUCAGAAGAGUGGCGAUGAACGGGAAGAAGAGCAUGACGGGAAGAGAAUUGUCAAGCGGCGGAAGGAAGAACAAAAUAUGACGACAAUGGACAUGCAAUAUUUUUUGGAAAUGGUUGACGUGAAGCAUCGACAUGGCCAUAACCUCCGGGCAUAUCAUGAGUUCUGGAGGCAGCAAGACACCAAAGAGAAUUUUUUCCGUUGGUUAGAUUACGGCGAGGGCAGGAAAGUAAACCUCAAUGCAGUCCCUCGAGAAACAUUAGAACGUGAGAAAGUUCGUUACCUCUCACUGGAGGAAAGACAAGCAUAUCUAGUCAAAGUUGACGAGGUAUGUUA